Danaus plexippus (monarch butterfly) is the source of this 1087-nucleotide messenger RNA. RefSeq names its product TM2 domain-containing protein CG10795 (gene bisc). The record is from RefSeq and is a predicted model, not a curated record. Bases 206 to 796 code for a protein of 196 amino acids. NCBI's taxonomy places the organism in Eukaryota, Metazoa, Arthropoda, Insecta, Lepidoptera, Nymphalidae. The transcript is spliced from 4 exons.
CUGACAAAAUUGAAAAUACUUCAGAUUUCACGAUAGAAUAUACAUGUUAUUAUUUAAUUCAGACAGAAACUAGAAAGUAAUAUACGAUAUAAUAACUUAUUAGUAAAAUUAAAGUAAAAAUGUAAAAGCAAUAAAAAGCAGAGAUACAAAAAGACCUUAUGAAGCCGAUGCAUUGUUUUGUGUUCUAUAACUAAAUUAUAUAAAAAUGUCUUGGUUGUUAUUAAGCACAUUCUGUUUAUUAUUUUAUUCGACAUACUGUGCAACUGAGGAAUCGAAAACUGAUAAUGUGGUAGUCGACUGCAGUACUUUAAGAAUGGGGCAAUAUAUCUGUCCUGACCCGAGUCAAAAUCAAAUAGAUUCUGCUACUCAACAAUACUAUGGCUGCACCAAGGGAAAAGAUGUUCCCUCAGAGGGUGAAGCAAAUGUUUGGUGCAUAGCAGCUGAUAAGAUCAUUUGUAAUGAAACAAAGAAUUCAACAUUUUAUAAGAAAAUGCCAUGCAAAUGGACAAAUGGCUAUUCUUUAGAGAUAGCAUUACUAUUGUCAGUGUUCCUGGGAAUGUUUGGCUUGGAUAGAUUCUAUCUUGGUUAUCCUGGUAUUGGACUUGCAAAGCUGUGCACUCUUGGAUUUAUGUUCCUUGGGCAAUUGCUUGAUAUAAUUCUUAUAGCAGCACAGGUUGUAGGGCCUUCGGAUGGAUCCGCAUAUGUGAUACCAUACUAUGGUGCUGGUGUAACUGUUGUCCGCAGCGACAAUGAGACAUACCUUCUGCCGCAAGCUGACUGGCACAACAUCACCUGACAGUGGGGGACAAUAUCCUUCGAAGUGGAUGAUGAUUAUGAAUGGACAUAAUAUAUCACGAUCGGUGACCGAUUAGUGUAAAGUGUAACAAGAAAAUGGAUUGACAAGUUAAUGUGUAUCUAAUGUAAAUAUAAGUGUACACAAGGUUAUUAAAAAAAAAUUUUAGAACAUUUUAAAUACAGUUAUUUGAAAUACUUAUUUAUAGAUACAAAUAUCUAGCUUGAGGUUGAAAUGUAAAUAAAACUGAUUUAUAAAUAUGUUAUAAUAUUAAAUAAAUUAAUGUACAUUUAA